Molecule: messenger RNA, 2142 nt
Organism: Fusarium redolens
Lineage: Eukaryota; Fungi; Ascomycota; Sordariomycetes; Hypocreales; Nectriaceae
Product: fungal-specific transcription factor domain-containing protein
Exons: 3
Coding region: 1-2142 (713 amino acids)
Biological process (GO): positive regulation of transcription by RNA polymerase II
Cellular component (GO): nucleus
Molecular function (GO): zinc ion binding; transcription cis-regulatory region binding; DNA-binding transcription factor activity, RNA polymerase II-specific
Source: RefSeq, a predicted model, not a curated record
AUGUCCAAUACCAAAUCCAGACGAACACACUCUUUCGGCGGGUGCAAGACAUGUCGAAAACGUCAUCUCAAGUGUGAUCAGUCGCUGCCGAGGUGUAAUCGCUGUAAGCAGGCGGGCUUGAACUGCGAGGGUUUCACGCCGGCUUUGAGAUGGUUGGUUUCGACGGGGCGGGAGGUUUAUGAUAAGCAGCCUACGCAGAUUGCUGAUGUUGGGGCGGAACAGUAUUCGAGAAGACACUUGUUUACUGAGGAGGAUAGGGAGCUUAUGAGCAAUGCUCUUGUUACGAAUGUUCCGUCGACAGUGACAGCUGCUCUGAACCAGAUUGAUGAAGAGUCAAAAGGGUUGGAUAUUCAAAAUGAUGCAGCAAAUGCCUGCGAAGUUGGCCCCUUUCAGGUCUUCAAGUUCGAAACCACUCAGUCUGUCACAACGCCUUCAGACCAUGUCUCCUUCAACGACAUGGAUCUCGACACUCUUUCCGAGAACCAGGCCCAAGAUUUCUCAGAGACUAUAGAAAGCGAUCAAUUUGCCUCCAAUGACUUCUCAACAACAUCUCUCGACUUUCUGCACUGGGGCGAUUUAUUUACCUGGGAUGUUAGCGUUCUCGACAAUCCACCUCAACUUCCCUACGACAACUACGACACUUUGCCUAUGAACCUCAACUGGCCUAAUGAAUCCAACAUGGGAUUUUCUGAGUCUCUGGAUAUGAUGCCUUUUGAAAUAGCGAGCGAUGAUGUUGCGUGGCCGCAGCUUGAUCUCAAGAUGGAUGCACCUCUACUUCUGAAGCACUUCAACGACGACGUCAUCAGUCAAAUGGGUUCUCUCCCCAUCAACGAAAAGUCAGCUUGGAAGACUCUUCAUUAUCCCUCUGCUAUCAUGACGCUGAGUGAGUUGACAAUGCUGGAUGUGAACAAAGAUCAGAUCAAGCGUGCCAAUCUGGCUACUUUUUAUGCUUUGAUAGCUGUAUCAUCAUUCCACCUCUCCCUCAACUCCAUUACAUUUCCAAGCCUAGCACGACCUGGUGAUCACUGGAAGUCACUCUCAAUUCGGACAUAUGAAGCUGCGAAACAACAUCUCAAAGUCAGUCUUGAAAAGGAAUCGCAGCCGGGACCGCAUAAAGCCAAGUAUAAGGAGCAAUUGAUGGGCAUAAGUGCCGUGUUAGCAACAGCACUCCUUUCUGGCAACGAAACAGAUACCCGCUGGUGUCUUACAGAAAUGGAACGCCUCAUAAGCUGGCGCGGUCUCACCAAACCAAGUAUAUCCCGCCGCGCCCGCCUUCUUCACAACAUCUACGCCUGGAUGCGCAUCGUCUCCGAGAGUCUAAACGUAUAUCUCGACGAAAACCACGCCAUAGAAACACCCUUCCGCACCACGACCUCACGAUCCAUCAAUCCCGACAUGACACUCGACAACUUUCUCCAUCUUGAACCGCGAAAACUCCACGGUCAAAAGACAAAACGCGAUAUUAAAGAUAUCCAUCUCGCGGAUGCGUCGCAGGACCAUGAGAAUAUGUAUAUGCAGAUCUACGGCGUUCCAGAGACGUGGCUUAGUUUGGUGUCGCAAAUAACACGCCUCGCCAACGUCAUGGAUCGUUUAUCCGCUUCUAAAAAGUCCGACGCAGAAGCUCUUAUGGCAUUACAACCACGAGCUUCUUAUCUCGAAAAUGCAGUCUGUCUCUUCCGCUCACGACACAAUGAGUCUACAACCAUGAGCGCAAGUCCCAGCGCUCCAGGCGGAACACCGCACACGCACAUGGUACGCGCUCUCGCCUCCGCGCUCGUGAUAUUCUUCUACCGACGAAUCCGCAACGUGAACCCCCUGGUACUCCAAGACAGUGUAAACGAUGUUGUUGAAUCACUGCAUGCAUUUGAUGAAGCGCUGGAGAGGAAUAAUCUGCUUGGACCAGGUACGGCGUGGCCUGCUUUUAUAGCGGGGGCGGAGGCGAGGGCGAGACAGAGGAGGGAUAUAGAGGAGUGGUUGGAUAAAGGGUUUGGGAGGUCUGGGUUUGAGAGUUAUAGGGCUUCCAAGGAGGUGCUGGUUGAGGUUUGGAGGAGGAGGGAUGAGGCGGAGGGGAUGCCGUCAGGGGAUGUUUGUACGUGGAUGGAGGUAUGUAGGGAUCUACGUCGCUGGCCGUUGGUGUCGUAG